GGCAUAUAAAGUCGGGCUGGCAGCAGCUGCGGGAGGAGCUCUCCGAGGUGCUGACGGGUCCCUGCCGGGCUGAGCUCGCUCUCCGCCAGGUACGCAGCUCCCCGCUCGCCCCGCAGUCCGCCAGCCGGGACCAUGCGCGGCCGCGGGCUCCCUCUGCUCCUGCUCGCCCUGGUCGUCGGCCUGGCGCCCCCUGGGCCCGCGGCACCCGCGCCGGGAACAGGGGGGCCCGCGCUCACCAGGAUGUACCCCCGCGGCAACCACUGGGCAGUGGGACAUCUAAUGGGGAAGAAGAACACAGAAGAGUCCCCAUAUAGUCACCAGGGUGGGAACCUGAAGCAGCAGCUGUUGGAAUACAUUCGGUGCCAAGAAGCCGCAAGGAAUGUGUUCAACCUCAUAGCAGCCAAGGCCAUCCUAGGCCACCAGUCACCUCCUCAGCAGUCCCUGAGCAGCCGCCAGUCUACUUGGGGAUCAGAGGAAAACAGACAUCACCUUAAAGAUGUAGGUUCAAGACACAAAGAUGGCAGACUCUUUGCUCCGGAUUCUCAACCUGAAAAAAGGAAGCCCCAGCUGAAGUGACCAUGGUGAAGAUGGACUAUCUCCAAGAAAUAAAACACGACUCUUUAAAGACUGUGUUCUACGAGCACCCAUUCUGCUGGCCAGUUAACCAGAUGUCCUUAGUGCUGAAUCCAUCACUAUUCUUGUAUCUUUCAACCUUGACUAAAUUGAUGAUUUUUAAGCCACAUCUUUUGGUUAGAACUUGUUGACUGCCAAUAAUUAUCUGAAAAGAGUCUUCCGCUUGACCUGUUUCACACCUAGCCUGUUAGACGCCAGUCCCGCACUUGUUACCCAUCACAAUAAAAGCUUAAAUACUUUUGUCCAAAGGGCAGGAAGUUCUCUUAUUUC
Erinaceus europaeus (western European hedgehog) is the source of this 903-nucleotide messenger RNA. RefSeq names its product gastrin releasing peptide (gene GRP). The transcript is spliced from 3 exons. Gene Ontology annotation, biological process: neuropeptide signaling pathway. Bases 133 to 576 code for a protein of 147 amino acids. Gene Ontology annotation, molecular function: neuropeptide hormone activity. The record is from RefSeq and is a predicted model, not a curated record. Lineage: Eukaryota; Metazoa; Chordata; Mammalia; Eulipotyphla; Erinaceidae.